GCCGAGUUCUAAUUUUAAACUUCACAGCAAACGGUUAUAAGGCCCCCUUAUCGAGCUGCUUUCGACAGCAAAACAGGCUUCUCAGUCAUUGCCAUUUGGGUUUAUCUCUAAUCAUUUCUCUCCACUACUACUGCGUAUCGACUACGUUUUGCAGUAACAACAAAAUAAAAGCAAUUAACACACUUACAUCAACAUAAAGGUGUUUUAAGCUAAAUUACGGUUCUUUAAGGUUUUCAUAGGCGAAGUGACUUCGUUUGGUUCCCAGUCUUUUUUUUUAUUUUUAUUUUUCUCGCUUUCUUUUCUGUUGUGUGUUCUCGUAACAGUAUCUCUGUUGCCACCAAGUUUUCACAUAUAAAGAUAUUCCGACACAUUUGGACUCUUUCAUUAGACCCUCAUUUCUAAACAUUUAUCGUUAUGACUUUGCUUAACUACUUAGACCAUCGCUUCCUUGGCGGUCGCAACGUCUCUCUCAUUAAGUUGCCCUUCGGUGCUGGUCAGAAGAAGGCCGGUGUCGAAGAGGCUCCCGAGUACAUCAUGAACUCUGGCGUCGACAAGGACUUGAAAAAACUCGGCUACAACGUAGAAGUUGUAGACGUUCCUGAGCUCAAGAAGGCCCCCGCUGAGGAGGGUCCCAGCAGCAAGCAGUUGUACCGCCCUCUUUACGUCUCGACUGCCUGCCAACGUGCCAAGAACGUGAUUGCCGGCGAGCUCAGCAAGGGUUCUGCUGUUGUGAACAUCGGCGGUGACCAUUCCCUUGGUAUCGCUACUGUGUCUGCCGUCCAGGAAGUCCAUCCCACUUCCUGUUUGCUUUGGAUUGAUGCUCAUGCUGACAUCAACACUCCCGACAGCUCCCCUUCUGGCAACCUCCAUGGCUGCCCUGUUUCUCUUGUUCUUGGCUACGCCAAGCCUGUUCCUCCAGAAUUCGAAUGGGUCAAGACUUGCAUUGACAGCGGCCGUGUCGCUUACAUCGGUCUUCGUGACGUCGACCCUGGUGAGCGUAUGCUUCUUCGUCAACACAACAUUCCCUUCUUCACCAUGCAUCACGUGGACAAGUACGGCAUCGGUCGUGUUGUUGAGAUGGCUAUGGCGGCCAUCAACCCCGAUAACCUUCGUCCCACCCAUCUUUCCGUUGACGUUGAUUCCGUUGACCCUUCCAUCGUCCCUGCCACGGGUACCCGUGUCAAGGGUGGUCUCACUUUCCGUGAAAUUAUGUACAUUUGUGAGGCUGUUGCCGAGACCCGGACACUGGUCGCUCUCGACGUCGUCGAGGUGAACCCUCUUUUGAGCGACAAGGAAGGCUGCGAAAGCACCAUCAGCGUCGCUCGCUCCGUCAUUCGUACCUCCUUUGGUCUCCAACUCGUUUAAGCCCUGUUCGUUUUAGUUAACAACCGCCAUUCGUUUUUAAGGUCCUGCGCAUUUUCGCUGCGGCGCCAACAUAGUUAGUCAUGGUAACAUUUUUUGCAUACGCACACACGAGACACAAAUGGAAAAGCAUGCAUAUCAGUAACGGUGGGGAUGCUUAACAUUGCGAUUACUUGCUUUUCGCAUUUUUGGAUUUCGGCUGUGGUAGAAACCACUUAAGUGCCUUUCUGAGCCAUUCAGUUGUUUGUUUUUUUAGUGAGGCGAGUUCUGCAUUAAGUUGUUGAAUUUCAAAAUCCAUCUGGUCCGUGAUUUCUUGAACAGAGUUCGUACGUGAGGUGACGCUGUCUUUCAUACGGCCCUUUUCCAAAUUCAAAUCAAGCCGAAUCUCUGCUAAAGCUUUCUUGGCUCGUUCGCGUGCCAUGCUUUGUACAUUGUUGGUAUCUGUUUUCAGUUGUUCUGUUUUUUCACGGAUAGUGCUGAACUGUUCGUUCUCCAGUCCUUCCAAGUACUUUCGUAGUUGAAUAAACAAUUUCUUUUGUUGAAACGUAA
This is a messenger RNA of Schizosaccharomyces japonicus yFS275, 1911 nucleotides long. RefSeq names its product arginase. The coding region runs from base 415 to 1365 and encodes 316 amino acids. Gene Ontology annotation, biological process: urea cycle; arginine metabolic process. The transcript has a single exon. Lineage: Eukaryota; Fungi; Ascomycota; Schizosaccharomycetes; Schizosaccharomycetales; Schizosaccharomycetaceae. The record is from RefSeq and is a predicted model, not a curated record. Gene Ontology annotation, molecular function: metal ion binding; arginase activity; hydrolase activity, acting on carbon-nitrogen (but not peptide) bonds, in linear amidines.